Messenger RNA from Tripterygium wilfordii, 2432 nucleotides. Its product is annotated as GRAS family protein RAD1-like. The record is from RefSeq and is a predicted model, not a curated record. Gene Ontology annotation, biological process: regulation of DNA-templated transcription. The coding region runs from base 36 to 1631 and encodes 531 amino acids. Gene Ontology annotation, molecular function: sequence-specific DNA binding; DNA-binding transcription factor activity. Lineage: Eukaryota; Viridiplantae; Streptophyta; Magnoliopsida; Celastrales; Celastraceae. The transcript has a single exon. Gene Ontology annotation, cellular component: nucleus.
UCCAAACCCGUCUUUAAUUCCUCAAAGAAACAUCAAUGGAAGCUAUGAAUUGGUGGCUCUCCUUCCCCUUGCAUGACAGUCUCAACCAAGACCUUGCCAUUAGAAGGUUUUGUCCGGAAAGAGUUGAGCAAGAACAUGGAAGUGAUGAGUCACUCAUGGAGGAGGCUAUGAUCAAUGAUUUUGAGUUGUUUUCUCCUUCUCCUCAUACUUCGAGCAAUCAUCACUUAGCCACUUCUGAGGUGGAUGAAUUGAUUGACAGCUUCAUCAACAUCGAUGAUGAUCGAAACGACGAUAACAAGUCCCCGGACGAGCACCAAGAUUUCAAUCAAGAUGACAUGGAGAUGGAAGUUUUUUCAAUGUUGGAAGGAGAUGAUGAGUUAUUAAUGGAGAUGAGAGGCUCUAGUGAAGAAGAUCUUGCUGGCAGCACUGAAAUUUUGCCUCCUAGUGUAAAUAUAGAACAAGUGAGUAGUACUCAUGGUGUGGAUCAAGGGCUCCAUCUGGUGCACUUGUUGUUGGCUUGUGCUGAGGCUGUCGGUUGCAGAGAUACCCAACUUGCAGACUCCAUUUUAGGCCAAGUUUGUGCAUCUUCAAGUCCCUGGGGAGAUUCAUUGCAGCGCGUAGCGUAUUGCUUUGCAACCGGGUUAAAAUCGAGGCUAUCCCUUCUUCAAAAUGUCAAUCCAAAUGGGUUAUUCACAAAUGGUGGAAUGGAUGUGUCUUUGAUCACUAGAGAGGAGAAAAUGGAAGCAUUUCAGCUUGUUUAUCAAACAACUCCUUAUGUUGCUUUUGGGUUCAUGGCAGCAAAUGAAGCUAUAUCUCAAGCUGCUCAAGGUAAGGACUCAUUGCAUAUAAUUGAUCUAGGAAUGGAGCACGCACUUCAAUGGCCUUCCCUUAUAAGGACACUGGCUUCAAGGCCAGAAGGUCCCCCGAAAAUCCGGAUCACGGGACUGAUCAUGGAACAGAAUUUAUCAGAACUCGGAGCAAGCAUGAAAGGCCUAAUCGAGGAUGCUAAAUCACAAGGUGUCUCUCUAGAGUUCGACAUGGUAUCAGAGCCCUUAACUCCAUCACUUUUAACCAGAGAAAAGUUAAAUUUGAGAGAAGGGGAGGCAUUAUUUGUGAAUGGUAUUAUGCACUUGCAUAAGUAUGUGAAAGAGAGUAGAGGCUCUCUUAAGGUUAUUCUCCAGGCAAUCAAGAAAUUAGGGCCAACAUUGCUUACAGUUGUGGAACAAGAUGCAAACCACAAUGGACCUUUCUUUCUUGGAAGAUUUCUGGAGUCACUACACUAUUACUCUGCGAUUUUUGAUUCGCUUGAGGCUAGUCUUCCACGAAAUAGUCCACAGAGGUUGAAGAUGGAGAGGAUUCAUUUCGCAGAGGAAAUCCGCAACAUUGUAGCUUAUGAAGGUUCAGAUAGGAUUGAAAGGCAUGAAAGAGCAGAUCAAUGGAGAAGGCAAUUAGGGCGAGCCGGGUUUCAUGUAAUGGGAUUGAAGUGUAUGAGUCAAGCAAGGAUGCUGCUAUCUGUUUAUGGUUGUGAUGGGUAUACUUUGUCUUUGGAGAAAGGUUGUCUCCUCCUUGGAUGGAAAGAUAGGCCUAUAAUGCUAGCUUCUGCUUGGCAAGUGAACAACAUUAAUCAUUAGUUACAUAGACUCUUCUUGUGAUAAAAAUCUUCAUAGACUGGCUCAUGGAAAUCAUUUUGAUUGUCCAAGGAUGUCUAAGGAAGUCCAUUGGCACUGUUGUAUUACAUAUUUGUAGCUUUACUACUUGUCAAAUUCUUUAUCAAACUUUGCUAGAAAUCAAUCAAAAGCACAAUCUUCCUUCAAACAAAUGGUACGUACUUGCAUGAGCAGUAACCCUUCAGAAUAAUAUCUUAUAAAUGAUCACAAUCUUUCAAUCCUCAACCUCAUAUACAAUCCAACAGAAUUUAUGUGAUUUUGAUUUCUAUGAAUAAUUUAUACAAGUAAUUAUCACGGAUUUCGGGGAAUUGACAAGGCGAAACUGAUCACAAGUAUAGCAAGCCAAUUUGCCGGUAGAAACUCUGGCAUCCUUCUCUUCUCCAUUAGCCUGAUUUGGGGUGUUUCUUUGGUGACUAUAUAAAUAAAUCAGCUUGAACCUUGUCAUACACAAAUCAAAUGUAACUAGAAUCCCCCAGUAGUAGAUCAAGCAUGUCUUGAGGAGUUAGAAGAGUUGUUCCAUCAAGAAGCAACUCAAUAUCAGGUCUUUUGCUUUCAGAUAAUGCCUCAAGCACCUUGCAUUCAAAAGAACAUAAUUGUCAGUUCUCCAUAUUUGUAAACUGUAACGGUGAAUCACCAAUAAAAUAUUUGCCAAAAUCUUUGAAUGAAAAAACUAAAUAAACAGCAUGUAAGAGUUCUUAAUCAAUUCACAGCUCAAGGCCAUUGAUCCAACCAGAAUGACAUUUUGAUCAGCGAGAGUUGGCCUAG